This is a messenger RNA of Sodiomyces alkalinus F11, 3195 nucleotides long. RefSeq names its product acetyl-CoA synthetase-like protein. NCBI's taxonomy places the organism in Eukaryota, Fungi, Ascomycota, Sordariomycetes, Glomerellales, Plectosphaerellaceae. The transcript has a single exon. Bases 72 to 3080 code for a protein of 1002 amino acids. The record is from RefSeq and is a predicted model, not a curated record. Gene Ontology annotation, molecular function: CoA-ligase activity; phosphopantetheine binding. Gene Ontology annotation, biological process: secondary metabolic process; biosynthetic process.
AGAAUCCAAUGUUGACCCGACCUCAGCCCCUGACCGUACCCCUACCGAGACAGCCACGGCACACGGUCGACAUGGGCAUCUCUGAAGCUUUGCAGUAUCCUUUAUCCACCAUCAAAGUGAGACCAGUUCCGGAGGACAUCCAUGUCCAGGCCUCCGCUUCUCCCCACUACUCCAGAAACGAGAACUGCGCAUACACCUGCGUGCAGGACCUCCUUAAGGCCGCUGCCCAGCUACGUCCACAGCGUCGCAUCUUGGUCUAUCCGCCUGGCAACACAUCAUCGCCUAUUGCCGUCGAGUAUGCAAAUCUCUACUCACAAGCCAGGGCACUGGUCCCCCUGCUCCAGAGCCUCGAUGGCUUUCAAAGGCGUUGUCCGGUUUUGAUCCACCUCGACAACCACUGGGACACCUUGCUCUGGUUCUGGGCCGUCCUGCUCUCCAACAGCCUUCCCGUUCUGUCUUCUCCCUUCAGCCAAGACGAGAGCCUUCGACGAAAGCAUAUUCAGGGCCUUUCCGGUCUCCUAGAGACGCCCCUUUGCAUCACCCGAAACAAGUUGUUAGACCUUUUCGGCCAAGAUCACGGAUUGCGGCUUCACACCGUCGAGCACAUGUCUCUUACUCCGUUCCUACGACGCGACUCAACGCCUUCGGUCAUACUGGACGUGGUCUCCCACGCCAACACAGAUCCUCGGACCCGAAGUCGGACAGACGAGCACGACGCCGGACUAGCGAUCCUGAUGUUGACUUCCGGCAGCACGGGCAACGCAAAAGCCGUGAGGCUAACCCACGACCAAAUCUUCGCCGCCAUCCAGGGCAAGGCCUCCGCCCGCCCCCUCGACCCGACGAAACCGUUCCUGAACUGGAUCGGCCUCGACCACGUCGCCAGCCUGGUGGAGAUUCACCUCCAAGCCAUGGCCCUGGGCUUGGACCAAGUCCACGUCCACGCCGCCGACGUCGUGUCUUCGCCGUCCGUCUUCCUCGACCUCCUGACGCGCCACCGGGUUUCGCGGUCGUUCGCGCCGAAUUUCUUCCUCGCGAAACUGGUCUCCACCGUACGCUCUUCUCCCGGAGACGGGACUUGUACGUGGGACCUGAGGAGUCUUGGCAUCCUGGCGUCUGGUGGUGAAGCCAACGACGUCGAGGUCUGCGUGGCGGCGUCGGAGUUGUUUGCGAAGUACGGCGCCGGGAGGGAUGUCAUUACCCCCGGGUUCGGCAUGACUGAGACUUGCGCCGGGGCUAUCUACAACCUCGACUGCCCUGCGUACGACGUCAAGAACGGCCGGUCGUUUGCUUCCCUCGGCAAGUGCGUCAAUGGGAUUGAGAUGCGGGUCAUGCUCCCUUCUGGCGAAAGGUCGGGGCUGUUCCGUCAUGCUGCGCCGGAUGAGCCUGGGGACCUCGAAGUCCGCGGGAAGAUCGUCUUCGAUGGUUAUUAUAGAAAUACGGAGGCCACUUCGGAGGCGUUCACCCCGGAUGGCUGGUUCCGGACGGGUGACCGGGCUACCAUCGACUCGGACGGCAACCUCCAUCUCCUGGGGAGAGUCAAGGACGUCAUGAACGUCAACGGCGUGAAGAUGAGCUCCGCGGAUGUGCAAACGGCAAUUGAGGAUGCACUGGCUGGGAUCGGGAAAGUCCAUGUCGCCUUGGUCGUCAGCUUCCCCUCGCGAGACUCAAAGGCGUACACCGAGCAGGUCACGGUGGCCUACAUCCCCCAUCAGUGGCCGCCAGAGCCAGAAGACGUGGCCAGGAUCCAUCAUGCCGUCGCAGAAGCAUGCAUCGUCUGCACCGGAUCCCGUCCCGCCGUUUUCGGCGUCCGAGAUCAAUCCAGCCUACCCGUGUCGGCGCUCGGGAAGAUCUCGAGGGCGAAGAUGCGGGUGCUCUACGAAAAAGGGGCUUUUCAGGACGAGGUCGACUUCCACAAUGCCGCGCUGGAGCAGCAGAGAUGGAAGAAUCUGACGAUGCCCACAAAUGAAUUAGAGGCGACCCUUUUGAUGGAUCUGGCCGACGUUCUUGGUGUCAAUACCAGUCACAUUGGCGUCGAGACGCCCAUGUACGAUAUGGGGUUUACUUCCAUGGACCUAGUCCGCCUCAAACACCGGCUCGACAAGCGCUUCGCCACGAGCAUCCCUGUCGUCACUCUGAUGAAGAACCCUACCGUCCGGGCGCUCGCGACAGCUCUUUCUUCCCAACAUGAAGUCAGCCCUGCCAUCAGCCAAAAGUCGUCAUCACCCGAUUCACCCCCCUACGACCCCGUCGUGACCUUCCGACCCGACGGUUCCAAGACCCCCCUCUGGCUCAUCCACCCAGGCGUAGGCGAGGUCCUCGUCUUCAUCGGCCUCGCCCAACACCUCGCGGACGACGACCGUCCCAUCUACGCGCUCCGCGCGCGGGGGUUCGAGCCAGGCCACGCCCCCUUCUCCACCAUCGACCAAGUCGUCGACGCCUACCGCGCCGCCAUCCUCCAACGGCAGCCGCAGGGACCCUACGCGAUAGCGGGCUACAGCUACGGCACGAUGCUCGCCUUCGAGGUCGCCAAACGUCUGGAGAAGGAAAACGGCGCGACGAUCCAGUUCCUGGGGAGCUUCAACCUCCCGCCGCACAUCAAGCCGCGCAUGCGCCAGCUGAACUGGAACAUGUGUCUCCUCCACCUCGCCUACUUUCUGGGUCUCGUGUCCGAGGCCUACGCGGAUAGCAUCGAGGACGGCUUCCGCGCGCUCCCCCGCGAGGAGGCCAUGCCCGCCGUCCUCGGCAUAGCGGAUAAGCAGCGCUUGCUGGGGCUCGGGUUGGACAGAGAUGCGCUGGCGGGGUGGGCUACGCUGGCUUUCGGGUUGCAGAGCAUGGCGGUGGAUUACGAGCCGUCGGGGUUGGUGGAGUCGAUGGAUGUUUUUCAUGCUACGCCGCUCAAGGUUGCUGCGCGGUCGAGGGAGGAUUGGAUUCACAACCAUUUGAGCAAGUGGAGGGAUUUCUGCAGGACGGAUGUGAGGUUUCAUGCUGUUGGGGGAGCGCAUUAUACCAUGAUCGGACCGGACCAUGUUGGGUGUUUUGCUGCGACGCUGAAAGAGGCCUUGAGAAGUAGGGGGCUGUAAUGGAAAUUCAGCGGCUCAGGGGCUCGGGGGCUCAGGGGCUCGGGGGCUUUCUGUGGGGUCAUCAUACGGCGUUCAGGGGGCGAUGGGACAAUAGCUUAGCGGUAUCUGUUGUUUU